Messenger RNA from Drosophila grimshawi, 1965 nucleotides. It is a transcript of the gene nmdyn-D7, whose product is annotated as nucleoside diphosphate kinase 7. Bases 126 to 1271 code for a protein of 381 amino acids. The record is from RefSeq and is a predicted model, not a curated record. Gene Ontology annotation, molecular function: nucleoside diphosphate kinase activity; ATP binding. The transcript has 4 exons. Gene Ontology annotation, cellular component: centrosome. Lineage: Eukaryota; Metazoa; Arthropoda; Insecta; Diptera; Drosophilidae.
AGAAGAAGCACGCUUUAAAAUUUUGUUGCCCCUAACAAAACAUGCAAAGUAAAAGCAUUCAUUUCAAAGCUGCCAUCAGCAUAAAAUACACAUUAUAAUUGUAAUUAUAUACAAGUAAACAAAUAAUGGCCGCACAAAAUGGCAGACUGGCCUUUAUUGCCGAAUGGUUUCACGUUGAAGCGGGAAUUACUCGCACUUAUCUAUUAACAUAUCAUUUAAGCGAUGGUGCCGUCGAAGUGUUUGAUCAGCGCAGCCAUAAAAACUUUUUGCGUCGCACUAAAAUACCCGAGCUGAUGCUUCGCGAUUUCUUUGUGGGCUCCAAAAUCAAUGUGUUCGGGCGUUCCUUCGAUAUCGUUGAUUAUGCGGACGAAGUUACACGCAACACUUUGGCCAAAUACCGCAAGCGUGGAUUUGUGCUGCUCAAGAGUAGUAUGUGGCCAAAACAUUUGGGCGAAUUUCUCACAACGUUGAUUGAUAACAAGAUCAAUAUUAACAAUGCGCUAAUGGUCCAGUUUACGCCGAAAACAGUCACCCAGUUUCUGGCUAGCAAAGAGGGCGAUGAUGUGCACACCUCGGUUCUCAUGAACGAGCUACUGACAGGACCGGCAAUUAGUUUGGAGCUAAUCGGCGACAAUGUGGCAGAGAUCAUGUCUGCCUGUUCCAAAUACAAUACGGAGAAUGCCUCAACAAAGAUUGUUUUGUCACCCAGCAUGCAGCAACUGUUUGAACGCGAGGAUGUGCGCUAUGGAUUUUAUUGCCCGGAGAAGGAAGAGAAUGUUGCCAAGGAUUUGAAAUUCUUUUUUGAGGAGCGUAACAGCAUCAUCAAUGAUUGCCGUUUCAAGAACAGCACACUGGCCAUUAUAAAGCCGCACAUCAUCAAGGAUGGCUAUCUGGGCAAAAUAUUGACCGAGAUACUUACGUCCGGCUUCAAGAUAACAGCUAUGCGCAUGCUUCUAAUGGCGCGUGUUAAUUGCGAGGAGUUCUACGAAGUCUAUCGUGGUGUUUUGCCCGAGUUUAUACCCAUGGUGGCCCAACUCGCUAGUGGCGUUUGCAUGUGCCUAGAGGUAGUCAGCGAAGAUCCGAAUAAGCAAUCACAACAGGAGUUUCGCAGCUUUUGCGGUCCGAUGGAUCCUGAAAUUGCUAAACUAUUGCGGCCGCAUACACUGCGCUCCAAAUUUGGCAUCUCUAAAGUGCUAAAUGGAGUCCACUGCACUGAUCUGGCCGAUGACGUUAAUCUCGAGCUGCAGUACAUGUUCAAGAUAAUCGAAUGAUUUGAAUUAGCAUUUCUGUUUCGUUCAUUUCAUCAUUCGACUUGUGCUUGUGCGUGUGUGUGAAGAAAUUACAAAUACUAUUCGCAUUUACUGUGCAGCUAAAUGAGCCACCAUCAUUUUAGUGAAAACUGUAACAAAAUUUAAUAAAUAAGUGCUAGAAUUAGUUAGAGCUCUUGCUUCAAAUAUAUCUAAGGUUAUUAUCAAGAAAAUUAUUCUAAGAUCUCUUAAUUUAGGCUUACGAACUUCAUAAUCUAUUUGAUAUAUAAUGGGAGUUAAGUAUCUGAUCUUAAGUUAAAAUCAAAAUUGUCGAAUCAUAAGAUUAGACUACUUUUCGUUAAGCAUAUUUAUAUAUGAGAUUAGUUUAGGCAUUAAACGAAUUAUAUGGUCUGUGCAGAACAUUCAGUGGAAAGGUCCGAUCCUGCCAGUCGCUGACUUCUGACAUUUUUAUUAAGCUAUGUCAUUUAACCAGAGAAUAUAUGAAGUCAAGAUGCCCAUAUUAAAAAAGUAUUUUAUAAGCCGACUCAUUUCGUUUCGGCCUGAAGUUAAAUUUGUACAGAAAAAUGUGGUCAACAUCAUUAUGCAUUCUUUUCCUUGUCUUAAAACAAAUUUCUUGAAUGCACUUUUAUUGAUCAUCCUCGACUGGUGAGCAAUUUCUUUGACAGUUUCAAGAUCAAAGCAAAUAAAACACGUUUUA